AUUAUGUCACAUAAUAAAGGAAAAAUAGACAAUAAUUUUAUUAUUAGAUUUUAUGGAAUAACUCAGGAUCCAAAGACAAAAGAUUAUAUGAUGAUUUUAGAUUAUGCAGAAGAUGGAAGUUUACGAGAUUAUUUGGAUAAAAAUUAUAGUAUAUUAAAUUGGGACAAAAAGAUUGGUUGUUUACAAGAUGCUAUACUUGGACUUAGAUGCAUUCAUGAAAAAGAAUUAUUUCAUCGUGAUUUGCAUAUUGGUAAUAUAUUAAAGCUUAAAUAUAAUACAGUUAUAACUGAUAUGGGAUUAUGUAAACCUGCAAAUUAUGAUGCAUCAGAAAAUUCAAUUUAUGGUAAUUUAGCUUAUAUAGCUCCUGAAAUUUUAAGAGGAAAAAAUUAUACCAAGGCUGCUGAUAUUUAUAGUUUUGGUAUAAUUAUGUAUGAAGUAAUUUCUGGAUUACGACCAUAUCACAACAUUAGCCAUAAUGAAAAUUUAGCUAUAGGAAUUUGUCAAGGACUUAGACCAAGGUUUAGUAUUAAAGUUCCUCAAUUAAUUAUACAUUUAAUUAAAAGAUGCUUAGAUUCAGAUCCAUUAAAACGACCAAAAGCAGAAGAAAUUGAAAAUAUUCUAUACACAUGGCUAUGUAAACCAAGUGAUAAACAAACAGUAUUAUUACAAGCACAAAUUGAAGAAGCAGAUAAUAUUAACAACAAUUCACCAAAUAUCACCAUACUUUCAACUAGUUUAGGAUUAUCAUAUGAAAGUAGAUUACUCAAUUUUAAUGAUCUUCCUGAACCAAAAAAUUCUGAUGAUUAUUAUGAACAAAAUGAUAAUAUAAUAAGCAAGGAAUUUUCAGAAUCUUUAGAAUGUUGUCGAAUUAAUGUUCCUUAAUUGAAUAUUAAUUAAGAUUCAAAUAAAGAACUUUUAAAAGUGCAGAAAUAGGCUUAUAUAAAGAAUAUAAUUCGUAAUUAAAUAACAAACUUAAGUUAGCAUCACUAUGUUAGAGUAUUUGUAGUAUUAUGCAUUUUUGAUUAAACAUUAUU
Molecule: messenger RNA, 1034 nt
Organism: Rhizophagus irregularis DAOM 181602=DAOM 197198
Lineage: Eukaryota; Fungi; Glomeromycota; Glomeromycetes; Glomerales; Glomeraceae
Source: RefSeq, a predicted model, not a curated record